AUGACUUCCACGACCUGCACCCGCAAGGGCUGCGGCAAGACCUUCGAUGAAAGCAACAACACCCAAGCCGUAAGCACUACUUUGUCUCCCGCCAUUGAUCACGGUACACUUGCUCCCCCGGCUUCGACAGGGCUUGAGACUGACAUGGAGCGCCCUGCUCGGAUUUCCUCGACGUUCCAUGACGAUGUCGCGCCGCGUUGUGCCGCACGAUUGCGUUCCCUUCUUUGUAGGACUGCCAAUUCCACCCUGGAGCUCCUGGUCAGUGCAUUCUCAUACGACGUGUUCGGAUGACUUUUGCCGUCUGACACGACCAUUCUCCGCUGGCAGUCUUCCACGAGGGCAUGAAAUCGUGGUCGUGCUGCGCGACGACCAACAAGCCCGUCACCGCGUUCGACGAAUUUCUCGCCCUGCCAGGCUGUGCGACGGGCACCCAUUCCUCAGAGAAACCUGUCGCACCGCCGAAACCGACCGUCGUCGAGAGCACGCCUGCGCCCGUCGCGACCGGCGUCAACGGCGAAGAGACGUAUGGCGCCCCCGUGACAUCAUUACCCCCACCCCCUCCCAGGGCCGCUUCCUCUUCCUCGGCGACGCUCAAGGACCGACAACCUGUCUCGACAGAAUACGUCGAAGAGCAAGACGAUCCGUCCCUGACCGUGCCUGCGGGUGCUCGUUGCAAGCGAAGAGCGUGUGGGGCGACGUUUGAACCCUCGACGUCGCGACACGACACGGAAUGCCAGUACCACAUCGGUGUCCCGCUCUUCCACGAGGGAUCGAAAGGCUAUUCGUGCUGCAAACGACGCGUGUUGGACUUCGACGACUUUCUCCGGAUCGAAGGGUGUCGAUCGGGGAAGCACUUGUUCGUCGGGCCGAAACCCAAGCCGGGUCAGGAAGAGGAGGAUCAGUUGGUCGAAUGCCGCGUGGACCACUACCAAUCGCCGAGGAACGUGUGCGUGUCGAUCUUUGGCAAGCAAGCGGACAAGGAAAGGAGCUCGGUCAGGUUCGAAGUUGAGGAGGUGAGUAGGCUUUAAUGCGCCGUGUGUGGGUGUGCACACGAAUCCGAUUGCCCCAUUUGCUCACCUCGAGCCGGUCCGAUUUGAUUUAGAUGCACGUCGAUCUCUUGCUACCUUCUCGCAAGCGCUUCACCAAGUCGUUCUCACUCUACGGUCCGAUCGAUCCCGCAACCUCGACGUUCAAGAUCCUCGGCACCAAAUGCGAGGUCACGCUCGCCAAGGCUGAUGCGAGAAGCUGGCCGUCCAUAACCAAAUUGAGCGAGGACGUCGGCUUCAUCCCUCAGUUGGCAUUCAGUGCGGGUGAGUUUCUCUCUCCGAGCCCAUUCGAGCUUUCGAUCUGUUCAAGAGGAGAAGGAGCUGACGCUGUAGCUUGUCGACGGCAGGGGGCGGACGAGGAACGGUGGGUGCCAAAGAGGCGAUCCUCGAUGAUCAGAACAAGAUGGCUCGAUAG
This is a messenger RNA of Microbotryum saponariae, 1461 nucleotides long. The record is from the annotation of a GenBank genome assembly. Lineage: Eukaryota; Fungi; Basidiomycota; Microbotryomycetes; Microbotryales; Microbotryaceae.